GUCGUAUUGUUUCAAUGGCUCUCCCACUUCAAUAUCUUCUUCUUGUUCUCCUCCUUCCUGCACUUCUAUUCCUACCUAUGGCCAUGGCAGAUUCAUGUAGCGACUGCUUCGUGCAGUCGCGAGCAGCAUACUAUCCCAACUCUGAUCAAGAGGGUACAGAGACUGGUGCAUGUGAAUACGGCGCAUACGGAGCAACACUUAAUGGUGGGGAUGUCUCUGCCGCCUCCAAUCUCUACAGAAAUGGUGUGGGUUGUGGUGCGUGCUAUCAGGUGCGAUGCACCAAUAGCGACUUAUGCUCGACCGACGGUGUGACAAUUGUGAUCACAGAUUCGGGUUCUAGCGACAACACUGACUUCAUACUUAGUCAGCAUGCAUUUGCUAAAAUGGGUCAGACACCCGAUGCUGGUGCUUCACUUCUUGCCCUAGGUGCCGUUGGCAUUGAGUACCGGAGGGUUCCCUGCAGCUACCCACAAAAGAACAUCACCAUCAAGAUUGAUAACAGCAGCAACUUCCCCUAUUAUUUGGCCUUCCAGAUAUGGUAUCAACAGGGAGACAAGGACAUCACAGCUGUGCAGCUAUGUGAGACUGUGAACUUAACAUGCAAGCUCCUGGACAGGAGCCACGGAGCAGUGUGGGCGGUCGUAUCUCCUCCGACUGGGCCUCUAUCCGUAAGGAUGCUACUAAGUGGGAAUGAUGAUGAUGAUGAUGAUGAUGAGACAUGGGUGGUCCCUACAAACACCAUACCACAAAAUUGGACAGCCGGAGCUAUCUAUGAUUCAGGCGUACAAGUCAGCAACAGCUAAAUAACACUAAUUAUUUUUUGCUGUCUUAUUCCUUCCAUUGGUCCUUAUCUCCAUCUUUCAUUCUUCUAAAUAAUAAGCCAAAAUAUCUGGCAAAUUAAAGUUGUAAUCCUAUUUAUAGACUAAUAAAGUUCAGCCCAUUCAUAUUUA
Messenger RNA from Ananas comosus (pineapple), 950 nucleotides. Its product is annotated as expansin-like B1. The coding region runs from base 15 to 803 and encodes 262 amino acids. The transcript is spliced from 5 exons. Gene Ontology annotation, cellular component: extracellular region. Lineage: Eukaryota; Viridiplantae; Streptophyta; Magnoliopsida; Poales; Bromeliaceae. The record is from RefSeq and is a predicted model, not a curated record.